Molecule: messenger RNA, 998 nt
Organism: Tricharina praecox
Lineage: Eukaryota; Fungi; Ascomycota; Pezizomycetes; Pezizales; Pyronemataceae
Product: RNA polymerase Rpb4-domain-containing protein
Exons: 3
Coding region: 156-611 (151 amino acids)
Biological process (GO): transcription initiation at RNA polymerase III promoter
Cellular component (GO): RNA polymerase III complex
Molecular function (GO): nucleotide binding
Source: RefSeq, a predicted model, not a curated record
UAAGGUUUCCACCUAGUUUCCACCUAGUUUCCACCGCGUUUAACGCUACACCAUCAUUGACUCUGAUUCCUCACACACUCCCGCCGUGACAGACACAACAACAGCAACAAAAUCCUUACCAAACAACUGAGCACACUCACAGCAACGCAUCCGCCAUGAAGAUUCUCAACCCCCGCGUCGGAAUGCUCAGCAACCACGAAGUCCUCGUGCACAUUACUGCGAUGAAAGCGCGCUACACCGAGAUACACCACCGCGUCGGCGGCGCACACGCAAUGAAGGCCGAAAACCUCGAGACCGUGAUGAAAGAAGUCCGCGACUACCUCCUCGUAUCGCCGUGCGCAUCGCAAACCGACGGGCAGAUCUCGACGUUCAUGGAGGCGGUGAGCGCAUGGCCGCUAGAAAAGGGUGAGCUGCUGCAGAUCGUCAAUGAGCGGCCCGAGACGAUCGCGGAGCUAGACUGCAUCGUCGAGGAGAUGGAUACGCGGUUCGAUGAGAGCGUGCAGGUUGAGAUCCUGGCGACGGUAAAACGCCUCCUGCCGCCGAAGCCGCUGGGCGGCGUAGGCAGUGCAGACGGCGGGGACAUGGCGGCUGGUGCCGGGGAGGCGCAGUAAUGCCCCACUUCCCCGUUUCUGCCGCUGCGUGGUUUGGUACGGAAGGGCUGGGGUAUGGGACGAGAGGAUAUGGUUCGAGAGAGAUGGAGCCGUCCACCCAAAAUCCGUCACUCCUACUUCACUUUCAAAUGCUUUGUUUACGGGCAUCUUGGUUCCACCGUCUCUUCCGGGCUUUGGGCAUUACUCACAGUGAGUGGCUUCGGGGGGAGGGCUUCCGGGCAUCGAGUUCAAUCCCAACGUGGCUGCUGCACGAAAAGGCGUGGGACUAAGCGAAUUUGAGAGGCAUAGUCUUAUGUAACCGCCUACCCUCUCACCGCGAGUUCUCCAAUAUGAAAUAGAGAGUUUGCGCUUCUUGCUCUUUUCCAAUACACAGUCCAUAAGGACCAC